CCCGGCGCCACGCCCGCCGCAGUCCAGGGGCCAGUCACCCGCCGGCCGGCGACCCGCAGCGCACUCGGCGCCCCGCCCAGCCCGGCUCCUCCGCGGGACGGGUAACGGUUACGAAGCACUUUCUCCGCCGCGAUUUCUGCUUAGUCAUUGUCUUCCAGGAAACGGCUCUCUCAGUUGGGAGUCAACUCUCGUGCGGCGGCCGCAGGAGCAGGAGCCGCAGCCGUCAGCGCGUCUUUUCCGGACCACCGCUCCGCCGCCGCCCGGCCUCCCUCGGGCCCUAGCGCAGGCCAAGGUCCCGCCACGCGGGGCGGGCAGCCUCGCGCUCGGCUUUCCAGCCUCGGGCACCGUGUCUGCGGGGCGGCCUCCUUCCCCGCCUGCGGCCCCAUCGCCGCCUGGCCCCCUCUGUCGGCCGCUGCCAUGGACACCGACGGCCGCGCGGCCGGGGCGCUCCUGGCGCGGGCCCGCACCCUGCACCUGCAGACAGGGAACCUGCUGAACUGGGGCCGCCUGCGGAAGAAGUGCCCGUCCACGCACAGCGAGGAGCUUCGAGAUUGUAUCCAAAAGACCUUGAAUGAGUGGAGUUCCCAAAUCAGCCCUGAUUUGGUCAGGGAGUUUCCAGAUGUCUUGGAAUGUACUGUAUCUCAUGCAGUAGAAAAGAUAAAUCCUGAUGAAAGAGAAGAAAUGAAAGUUUCUGCAAAACUGUUCAUUGUAGGAUCAAACUCUUCAUCAUCAACUAGAAAUGCAAUCGACAUGGCCUGUUCAGUCCUUGGAGUUGCACAGCUGGAUUCUGUGAUCAUUGCUUCACCUCCUAUUGAAGAUGGAGUUAGUCUUUCCUUGGAGCAUUUGCAGCCUUACUGGGAGGAAUUAGAAAACUUAGUUCAGAGUAAAAAGAUUGUUGCUAUAGGUACCUCUGAUCUAGACAAAACACAGUUGGAACAGCUGUAUCAGUGGGCCCAGGUAAAACCAAAUAGUAACCAAGUUAAUCUUGCUUCCUGCUGUGUGAUGCCACCGGAUUUGACUGCAUUUGCUAAACAAUUUGACAUACAGCUAUUGACUCAUAAUGAUCCAAAAGAACUGCUUUCUGAAGCAACUUUCCAAGAAGCUCUUCAGGAAAGCAUCCCUGACAUUCAGGCACACGAGUGGGUGCCACUGUGGCUACUGAGAUAUUCAGUCAUCGUUAAAAGUAGAGGAAUUAUCAAAUCAAAAGGCUACAUUUUACAAGCUAAAAGAAGGGGUUCUUAACUAUGACUUAGGAUCAUAACCUACUGACUUGUAUUUUCCUUGAAUAUAAGAUAAAAUUGAGAUGUGUAAAAAUCUAAUUACUGCAUUGUCAUUGAGACAGAUAUCCUUUAGUUAUAUUUCACAAUAUGUUAUCUGACAAACUUUGAAUACUUCUCUUGCUUCCAUAUCAGUUCACUUACAUGAACCACUGUAUUGUUUUCAUUAAACUAUUGUUUUCUAAUUGAAAUUGUCUAUAAAGAAAAUACUUGCAAUAUAUUUUUCCUUUUAUUUUUAUGACUGAUAGAAAUCAAGAAAAUUUGUUGUCAGAUAUAUUUUGGCCUAGGCAUCAGGGUAAUGUAUAUACAUAUUUUUUAUUUCCAAACAAUUCAUUAAUUGCUUCUUACUCUAUAGUAUAACUGAGCAAUUUAAUUACUAUUGUUAAAACUGAAAUACUGGAAGAUAUUUUUCCUGUAGUUGAUGAUUGUGUCUCAGACUAACUGGAGUAGCUGGGAUCUACACAGUAAUGUAAAUAAAAUUCAUUUCUUCAAUACAUGAA
Molecule: messenger RNA, 1777 nt
Organism: Rhinolophus ferrumequinum (greater horseshoe bat)
Lineage: Eukaryota; Metazoa; Chordata; Mammalia; Chiroptera; Rhinolophidae
Gene: GCLM
Product: glutamate-cysteine ligase modifier subunit
Exons: 7
Coding region: 418-1242 (274 amino acids)
Biological process (GO): glutathione biosynthetic process
Cellular component (GO): glutamate-cysteine ligase complex
Molecular function (GO): enzyme regulator activity; glutamate-cysteine ligase catalytic subunit binding
Source: RefSeq, a predicted model, not a curated record